CUUCGACCCCGACCCCGACCUUGACUCCGGCGUCACGAUGGCCUCACAGAACCCCGGCGGCGGCGGCGGCGGCGGCGGAUACUACGGAUGGGGCCCACCGCCGCAACAUCCCCAGCAACAUGCGCAGUACACACCGACACGGAAUAUCCACCAUGCGCACCACUACGGCCACGGCCACGGCCAGCCCCCAGCACAGCAGAUGGGCCCGGACUUGCCCACGGUUCUGCUAGCGCUCACCGAUACGUACAUCACCGCUGCCCAUGCGAGCGGGUACAAGACUUCGCUUGGAACGGCGAGCGAUGCCGAGGCGUACUAUAAGCUCGUGGCGACGGGACUGGCAUGUUUGGAGACGGCGUUGCAGUAUCGGCUGCAGCCACGCGUCGAGUCUAUUGUCAGGCUGCGGUACGCAAGUAUACUGUACGAGGAGACCGAGAACCUCGACGAGGCGGAGGAGGCGCUGAAUAAGGGUUUGCAACUCGCCACAAGGAACAACCUCAUGGAGCUCAAGUGCAGCAUGCAGUACCUGCUUGUCAAGAUCACGUUCAAGACAAAUCACAAGGCCGCACUCCUGAUGCUGAACUCGUUCAUCCAGGACGUCGAGACAUUAGACAUCCCGCUGUGGACAUAUUCCUUCCGCUUUCUUCGAUUCCAUCUCCUGGCCGAGGCGGGUCCCACGCACGAUGACCAGGCCGCCACCAAUGCGCUGCGCAGCAUCUAUAGCAUGUCGAAAGACCGAAUGGACGUACAGGUGAUCGCGCUGGCGAGCUUGAUGGAAGCGAUGAUCUCCCUGCGGGGCGGUGCAGACGGUGUCGAGAAUGCGCAGCGAGCGCUGGCACGCGUGUUUACGCAGCAGAACGGCGGCCUCGAUAUACCACCCCAGCUGGAAGUUUUGACGCAGUUGUUGGAUAUCUGCUGCUCCCUCAUGCUUAGCCGGGCCCAGGAGUGCGAUCCGAAGCUUAGAAAGCUUCAUACAUCGUUGGACCAACCGGGGCGCUGGCUGAACUGGAAGGAGGAUGGAGAGUUCUCGGUCGACGUGCAUCCUGGCCGACCUGGCAGACCACCCGAGGGACUGAAGUUGAGGUGGCUAAAUAAAGAUGAUGUGUUUACUGUGGGAUACUUUCUCAGCGGCCACGUCAAAUUCCAGAAAAAUGUCGAGGAGAAUGGAAAGGCAGAGAGGUUCUUGACUGAGGGUUUGAAGACAGUUGAUAGGAUAACUGCCGGAUUCACCCAAAUGUCCGUGGAGGCUUCCAAGAGCAAGCUUGCUUGGAAAAGAUCACUCAAGUCGUACAUGUACCUUUACUAUGCGUUCCUACUCUGCAUGAGAACCGACUGGGACUCGGCAUUGAAGAUCUUCAAACAACUGGAAGAAGUCGCCGUGCCACUUGCUCUUCUACCGAACUCCCCACUGGCCCUGCACAUAACCUACCUCCGUGCGAUAAUCAAUCACGGCACGAACGAUCUCUACCAAGCUGUACAAGCGUACACGGAGGUGGUCUCCAACACGCCAGUGGACUCGGAACUCUCGAUAAUCAGCAAACUAAACCAAAUCCUAAUCCUGCGCCCUCAGAACCCGUCAGAAGCCGACGCACUCCUGACAAGCAUCGAGCGCUACUGCCCCCAGCACAAAAACGAGCUCUUGAAAGCCGCCUACAUCGCCGUCAAAGCCACUGCCCGCGGGGAAUUGGUCAAGACAAAGAACUACCUCUCACUCGCUCUGCGCCACGCCGCGGCAGCAGGAAACGUGCAGCUUACCUUCAUCGUGCUCAACUUCAUGUGCCACCGGUUCUUCUCCGGUGUCGUCUCGGAGCAGGCGGAGAAAUCGGCCAAAGCCGCCUGGCAGAAUGCGAAGAAGGGACGCGACACGCUGUGGACCCUCAUGGGCGGCCAGAUGUAUGCCGACUGUCUGGCAAGAAAGGGGAAUGACCUCGAGGCGAUACGCCAACAGCAGAUGAAUGAGGAGGCUAGUCUGCAGGUCAUCAAGAAUCUUACCAGGAAUCUGCCCCCGCCGCCGCCGUAUCAGGAGGUGAUGCAGCAGCAGUAA
Tricharina praecox is the source of this 2041-nucleotide messenger RNA. RefSeq names its product cohesin loading factor. The record is from RefSeq and is a predicted model, not a curated record. The transcript has 8 exons. Gene Ontology annotation, cellular component: chromatin; SMC loading complex. Lineage: Eukaryota; Fungi; Ascomycota; Pezizomycetes; Pezizales; Pyronemataceae. Gene Ontology annotation, molecular function: double-stranded DNA binding; protein binding. Bases 38 to 2041 code for a protein of 667 amino acids. Gene Ontology annotation, biological process: maintenance of mitotic sister chromatid cohesion; mitotic sister chromatid cohesion.